Aspergillus saccharolyticus JOP 1030-1 is the source of this 1106-nucleotide messenger RNA. RefSeq names its product putative EF-hand calcium-binding domain protein. The transcript is spliced from 2 exons. Bases 312 to 1106 code for a protein of 264 amino acids. Gene Ontology annotation, cellular component: nucleus; cytoplasm. NCBI's taxonomy places the organism in Eukaryota, Fungi, Ascomycota, Eurotiomycetes, Eurotiales, Aspergillaceae. The record is from RefSeq and is a predicted model, not a curated record.
CUUGGUAAACCCAUCUUCUAUCUCAUAGUAUUUAAGAAGUUGGUAGUAGUAUGCCAACACUACACAGCAACUCCCCCACCAACGGUCGUGCUCGAAAUCACCAAACGCCAUCGGAGCAUUGAUUCGGGUCGAUGCAGGGGAUCUGACUGAUCCGUUGCUGCGCGCGAGCGCCAACAAACACCUGCAGCAGUAGUGGCCGACAUUACCAGGCGCAACCUGGCAGUCUCCCUCGACACUUCACCCUCUCCCGCCUUCCUCUCCAUUCCAAGUUUCACACUGACUGCCUCUCUCCCGCUGCGCCAUCCACCAACAUGAAGAUCCUCUGUCUACACGGCAAAGGCACCAGCGGUGCAAUCUUCAAGUCCCAGACAGCGGCCCUCCGCGCCCGACUCACCGACCUCCCCAUCGAAUGGGACUUCCUCGACGGCUUCCACCCCAGCGACCCCGCCGCAGGCAUCGACCUCUUCUACGCCCCCCCCUACUACGCCUGGUACCGCGACGACACCCCCACCGAGAUCGAAACCUGCCGCCAGCACCUCCACGACCACAUCAGCACCCACGGCCCCUACGCCGCCGUCAUGAGCUUCUCGCAGGGCGCCGCCGUCGCCUGCGCCUACGCCCUCCUCCACCUCGCCCAACACCCCCCCGCACCCCUCCCCUUCCACGCCGCGAUUUUUAUCUGUGCGGGCGCCCCGCUCGCUAUCAUGCAGCAGGUCGGGUACGAGAUUGCGCCGCAGGUGUGGGAGCAGGAUCGGGUCUCCCGACAAGCGCUGGCGGCGCAGGCGGACGCCGCGGCGAUUCUGUUGAAGGGGUCGCAGCGGUGGAGUGCGGGGGUGGGGGUGGCGGUAGAGGAGGAGGAACAGGCGAUCCGGAAGGCGAUUGUGCCGCCCGCACAGAAGGUCAAGAUUGGAGUGCCGACGGUGCAUGUGUAUGGGAAUCGGGAUCCGAGGUUUGCGGCCGGGAUUCAGUUGUCGCAGGCUUGUGAGGAGGGCUCAAGAAAAAUGUUCGAUCAUGGUGGGGGGCAUGAAAUUCCGCGCACGGAGAGGGUUACGAGUGGGAUUGCGGGGUUGGUGCGGUGGGCGUUGAAGGAGGGGGGUGUAGUAUAG